Molecule: messenger RNA, 1842 nt
Organism: Amorphotheca resinae ATCC 22711
Lineage: Eukaryota; Fungi; Ascomycota; Leotiomycetes; Helotiales; Amorphothecaceae
Exons: 7
Coding region: 1-1842 (613 amino acids)
Biological process (GO): transmembrane transport; metal ion transport
Cellular component (GO): membrane
Molecular function (GO): cobalt ion binding; cobalt ion transmembrane transporter activity; magnesium ion transmembrane transporter activity
Source: RefSeq, a predicted model, not a curated record
AUGGUAGGCAGUAUAAAUACGGAGGAGCUUCUGAACAGACUGGACGAGCAGCACAAAGCGUACCUCGAAACUUUCCGCUUGGUUCACGAUGCUCUAUCACAUAACGUCGCUGCUAACUUGACGCUGGGCUCCCCCGCUGCAACUCCAAGAAGAAGGCGUCGCUCAACACUGGAGCACGAUGGCGAGCGCUCGCCCCCCAGAAUAACCGCCCCCACGCAUCGCAGCAACGAGAGCGACUUUUCGGACGAAGAUGAAGGCCUUUACGUCCAAGACAUAUUACCCAGCUAUAAGUUUGACUCCCAGCAUCUGAGGGAGCAUUUGAAGAGGUAUCAGUUUAAUGCGGAGGGGAGAAAGGCAUUGGAGUCGGUCAUUGAUGACAGGGGCAGGUUGAGGAACCCCGAUAGUUUGUUCCCGGAAGUUUUGCCGGAUCAUUCACAUACCAGCCAUUAUUCGGUGUUGGACGUUGGAACUGAUGGGGCACCUGUGAGUAGGAGGGCAGUCGUGAGCGAUGGGAGUAACAUUGAUUAUGCUAUUUGGCAAGCUAUUCAGGAUCUGAAUGCAAAUCCAAGCUCUCAACGACCUGCAGUGGGACGGAUCAGCAUCAUCCGAGAACCAAACCCAAUCAUACUGGGUGCCCUUCAUCUGACAAUGAACCAACAUAUCGACAUGGAUGAAGUUUUCAAGCUUCUUGUUUCGUCGGAUGCAUCUGCUCGGUCUUUCGUCUUCAAUUUUGAUUAUUAUACUGUUAUAGGAGAAACUUGUUCUCCUAUGGCCUGGCAACUAACUGAUAUCAUCCCCAAGAAAAAAGCGGAGCAUAUCCCAAUCUCGAAAUGUAGUUCGGUGGUGGUUUUAUCGCUAUCAGGAAAGUAUAUCAGGAAGUUGAAGAACGCACGUCGACGAGCCAAACCACAGGAAGGAUACAUAUAUGAUCCGUGGGCACCUUGGCACGUUCUUAAUAUUCAGUGCUAUCCUGACCACAAGCAUAGUAUGGAUAGUCAUGAUUCAACGAAACAUUAUGUGAACGGACCCGAGGCGUUUUUGACUACCUUGCUCGCUGAGUUCAAGGAUUCACAGAAAAGAUUUGAGGAUAUAUACAACAGAAUCAGUAAGCUCGUGACGCCUCCACCGGAAUUCAUGUUCAGCCGCGUCCUCCGCGACAAGCUUCUCUUCGAAGAUGCGGAAUUUACCUACUCCCGCCGUUACUUCUGGGCGUUCCAGACCCUUGGGAUGAUGAAUAACGCCAUCAAAGCCAUAAUUGAUUCCUAUGAAGACACCUUCACGGAUGAUGUCUGGGAAGGCAGGCAUAAAUCCCUGUGGCCCAUGCUCGAUCCCGAUUCCGCGCGCAAUAUCUAUUGGAGGAAACGGAUGCUUGGCUUGAAGAAGGAGUUUGAGAAAGAGGUUAAAGGGUUGCAGAAGCUUUGGGACGAGAACGAUGAUAUGAGAAAGGAGAUUCGCACGUUGAGGGAUCAGCUCUUCUCCGGUACGAGUGUACAAGAGAGUAGGAAGAAUUUUGAUAUGGCUGUUGUGACGAUUCUUCAGGGACGCAAUAUUAAGGUGUUGACUUUGGUCAGCAUCUUCUUCCUACCCCUUACUUUCGUCACCUCUGUCUUUGGCAUGACAAACCUCCAAAGCUCGCACUGGCGUGAAUGGUUUGCGAUAGUGAUGGUCACGAUAUGCGUUCCCUUCUUCUUCAUAGUUGGAUCCUUGAACACGACGUCCGGGAUAGAAUUCUGGGGCAAGAAGUGGAAGCGUCUCGGUUCAUGGGUAGCCAACUUCAGGCGAUCGAAAACACCAUCCAGGGGUACAGACGAUGGAAAUGGCGGCUCGGGAGGUAAGUCGUGA